ACUUGUUUUGAAUUGUUUUAGAAUGCUAUUUUUGAAUAUAUCUUACAAUUGUUUAAGCAGCGACUUUAUAGAACAUUUUCAUUAGCUUCAUAUAACAGACGAAAGAUUUCCUAAUUAUUUUUAUCAUUCGAUGUUUUGUUGAUGAAAAACAAGUAUUAAUACAUCCAGAUGUGUUUUUAUAGUUACACACCACAGAGUCGAAUAGCGAUUACAAUCUAGCAUGGAUUCAUUAUUAUUUAUUGUAUAAACAUGUCAUUCAAUACUUUUUGGAAGAUAUUUUUGCGUAAUCGAUACAGAAUUUUAUGUAGUGUAUUGUUUCUUGUUACUUUUGGUUGCGUUUUAUUAAAUUCGUACAGUUCGAAUUUACGGGUAAGAUUGAAAAACUUUUUUGCGGGUGAUAUUGUGGAUUUUACCUAUGCUGAUAAUAUAACUGGAUUCGGUUACCCAAUAGUGCCUAAUGUAGUGCAUUAUGUUCAUUUUGAUGAACCUGAUUUAAACUUUAUUCAGGUUAUUAGCAUUAGAGCUGUGUACCUAAAUAGCCCACCAGAAAGAAUAUUAAUCCACUGCAAUUGCUAUAGUUUAAGAGGGAAAUAUUGGAAUAUGGUAAAGAAUAUUUCCAUUCUAGAAAUCUCAUAUAUGAGGAAACCAACUCAUAUUUUCGAAAAAUUAUUAAGUUCUGUUUAUCAUUCAUCAGAUAUAGCUAGGCUUGAAAUAUUAAUGAAAUAUGGUGGCAUAUUUCUCGAUACUGAUACUUAUGUUAUAAAGUCUUUGGAAUAUUUUAGAAGAUUCGAAAUGACUCUCGGUUGGCCACCAUCUCAAAAUCUUGGAACUCAAUUAUUAAUUGCUCAUAAAAACGCUAGAUUUCUAAAACUGUGGUACAAUUCAUAUCGUUACUAUAGAAGAGAGCGUUGGUACUACAAUGCAGGAGAACUUCCAACGCAGUUCAUUUUAGAACCUAUGCCAUAUUUAGUCCAUAGAGUCCCAUAUGAUUUUGGAGUUCAUAAUUUAGUGCAUCUACUCUAUGGAACUCAUAGUUCUGAAUGGAAAAACUAUCAUGCCAUUCAUUUAUUAGUGAGACAUAAAAAUUACCUGUUACCUGGUGAUACUGUUGAAGAAUUUAAUGAAGAAAACAUUAAAACAUAUAACAAAACAUUUGGUGAUAUGGCAAGACUAGUUUUAUAUGGUUCAACAGAUAUUAUUGAAUGAUAUACUAUAUACUUUGUUUUUGAUGAUUUUUUAAAUUAUAUAUUAUUAGAACAAAGGGACAUUGUGAUAUUUAUAACAUGAAGCAUUCCCUGUGAUAUAUGGAGUUACUCUAUUUUUAAAAAAUUACAUAAUGUAAACAUUACAUAAAAAUUACGUUUAAAAGUUAUGUAAUUUUUACAUAACUUUUAUAUGCAUAAAAUAUUUUUAUAUAUAUAGUUAAUGCAAAAAGAGCUGAAAUAAUUAGGGGUCAUAACAUUAUAUUAACAAGACAUACCAAGGCAGAAAAAACUAUUAUUAAAUAAUGUUUGGAUUAAUAAAUUAUAUCUUUUAAAAUUUGAGAUUUAUUUUUAAUUGUGCAAAUUUUUUAAUUAAUCUGAAGGCCUUUUGUAUAAAAAUUUUAGCAAUUUUAAGAUAUGAAAUGAAAAAAUUAAAUUUCAUAUAUCAUAUAAUUAAUUUCUUAAUCAAAAAAUUACUUUAUGACUAUGAGUUAAUUUCAUGAAUUAUGAAAUACUUAAAUUUUAUAUAUCAUAUGAUUCUCUGUAUAAGCUGAAAUUUUCUUAACUUUUCUAAAGCUAAACUAUGGGGGAGGGCAGCUUAUCUCCAGAUAUAUUAAUUUUAUAAAAAAAAAAUAUAGGUAAUUUUUUAUUAAAUCGGGUGCAAAUGAUGAAUCAUUAAAUAUAAAUAAUUUUUUUUCUACAGUUCUAUUUCUUAUGUUUAAAAAAUUAUUUUAAAAUGAGGCGAGUUAUUUUUUUUGUAUGAAUGCAUUGUUUUAUUUUGGAAAUUGUUUAAUAUUGCUAGAUUGUUUUGUCAGACGAAGGAUAUACAGAGAAAUGCUAAAUAGCAUGCUGUUAGAAUUUCUGUGAAUGUGAUUGGCUAUAGCUUGAAAUUUAUUAUAUAUAAUAUAUAUAAGACUUUCUCUUCCUAUUCAUCUUUCAAACAAAAAAUAAAAUGGUAUAAAAAAUAAGACUAGCAUUGGUACAACAGACAGCAAAUGAAUGGAAAAAAAUAUGCUAACCUCAAAUAGAAUUACCAGUGUUAAAACUAUUAUCGUUAGUAUUUACCAUUUCACGUUAUAGUGCCUUCUUUAGAAA
Argiope bruennichi is the source of this 2297-nucleotide messenger RNA. RefSeq lists its product as uncharacterized. The transcript has a single exon. Lineage: Eukaryota; Metazoa; Arthropoda; Arachnida; Araneae; Araneidae. The record is from RefSeq and is a predicted model, not a curated record. The coding region runs from base 250 to 1206 and encodes 318 amino acids.